Messenger RNA from Cotesia congregata, 309 nucleotides. The record is from the annotation of a GenBank genome assembly. NCBI's taxonomy places the organism in Eukaryota, Metazoa, Arthropoda, Insecta, Hymenoptera, Braconidae.
AUGUCUGAAUCAACAAAAACAUCGUCAACAACGACAACAAAGACAGCAUUAACAGCUGGUCGUCGUCGUAAACGAGCUCAACAAACUACUACUAAUUCCCGAUCACCAUCUCCAGAUACCUACAUAGAUCUGACAGUAGAUUCGCCAGUAUUACCAAGACAACGUAAACAAUCUUCAACCAACAAAUCUCAACCUACCAGAAAUAACAUUGAAAUUCUAGACAAUACAAUAAUAAUUGACGAUACAGAUACAUCACCAGCAAGGUUUCGAAAAAAAUGUCCAGUAUGUAUGGCUCCGUUAAUCCCAUAA